GGAUGGAAUCCUGCGCGCACAGUGGCAUUCCUGACAGCGCGAGGGGUCUCGAGACGCUGUUUACGAUUAUUCCACAAAAAAAAAAAAAAAAAAAUAGGGUCCGUGUUGCAGGCGCUUCUCGCGGUUGCUCGCGCACGCGUUCCGAGCGACUCAAGUCUUCACGUGCCUGUUGUAGAGGCAGUUGUCUCCUGCUUCCUUCAAAGUUACGGGCUCUGAAACAUCCGGAGUUCGGUCGUCGCUGAUACUGGAAGUAGUCACCCUGACUACCCUGGAGUAAGUUACGCAGCGAACAUGUACAAAUAUGCACAGUAUGGACUUUAGGAGGACGAAGUUCGGCAGAAGAAAUGGCCUUCAUGAAGCUGGAGAAUAUGAAAGGAUAAUGGAUGAGGUUUGACCAAAACCUCAUAUGCAGGACCAUAAGCAACUUUAUAGUGACUGAAAUAUUGGAUUACUUGCAGGUUUAUGAACAACCGAGUCCCAUCUAGCAAGAGAUACCAGCCAACUGAGUAUGAGCAUGCAGCCAACUGUGCCACGCAUGGAUUCUGGAUCAUUCCCAGUAUCAUGGCCAGCUCAGUGUUGUACUUCCUCUCUGAUGACCAGUGGGAGACCAUCUCUGCAUGGAUGUAUGGCACAGGUCUGUCUGGGCUCUUCAUCAUGUCCACUAUGUUCCAUACAGUAUCCUGGAAGAAAAGCCAUCUCAGGAAGGUGGAGCAGCGAUUCCACAUGUGCGACAGGAUGGUGAUAUAUUUCUUUAUAGCUGCAUCUUAUGCACCCUGGCUGAACCUGAGAGAACUAGGACCCUGGGCUGUCCACAUGCGCUGGCUGGUGUGGAUCAUGGCCUGCGCUGGCUCUGCUUAUGUCUUCUUUUUUCAUGAGAAGAACAAGAUACUAGACUUACUGUGCUACACUGCCAUGGGAGCUGUUCCUGCAGUUGUUCUUCUGUCAAUGCCUAACAGAGAGGGCAUAUUAGAGCUGUCAGUGGGCGGAGUCUUCUACUGCCUGGGAAUCGUCUUCUUCAAGAGUGAUGGCCUCAUCCCAUUCGCUCAUGCCAUCUGGCAUGUCUUUGUGGCAGUGGGGGCAGGCAUACACUAUUACGCCAUCUGGAGGUACUUGUAUGCAACGGGGACCAGCCAAAUCAAAAUAUCCAGGUGACAGAUGCUAAAGACCUGAAGUGUUCACACAUACAGGGUUUGUUGAGCUAUAAAAGACAAUGUAUUUGAUCACGAGCUGCCUUUGCAUCCCUCUAUAUUAAUCAUAGAUGGGCAUGUUAUAGUACUGCUGUUCUAAAAUACACUUUUAUAUGCCCUGAUAACUCAGCACUUAGUGGCCAGUCUAUUUUCACAGAUGUAGUCUUUACCUGUUGACAUAAUGUACUGUUUCAACUGUCAAUGUUUACAGACAAAAUGUGUAUAAUACAGAAGACAUUCCAUGUCCUUUAAUAGAGCUAUCUACUGCCUUUAAACACUUGAUAUGAUAGAUAGACGUGAAUUUAUUGGCAUUGAGCAGAAUUUAUGUUGAAGUAUUUCUACUACUGUGAUCUUGUAAUAACAACUAUGAACAAAAAUGUUAGAAAUGACGUUGUAAUUGUUGCACAAUGGGUCCUCUGGGGUCGUGAGACAGCUUAAGGGCAUAACUGGAUUUAUCAUAAUUAAUAGAAGUCAAUUCAGCUCCCACUGAAACUAGCCUUGAUGAAUUAUAUGCAUCUUUUUAGUAAGACCCAAAUAGAUUUACCUAAAGGUGCUACUAAAACAGCACUUUUAACACUAAUAGACAAAUGUAAUUGUUUAUUUCCAGAUAUUUUUUGUGUGUGUGGUCGUUCUUAAUGUCUUCCCGGCUGCGAUCAGUUCAAUGAAUAACUUAUGUCCAGCAGUUCUUGAAACUUUUUACCUCGUCUCGACACACUACACUUUUCAUUCCAUUGACUUCCAUUGACACCCAUUGACACACACGUGAAUGCGGGAGACAGCAGGAAGCGCAAGCUCAAACAAAGACAAGUUCAAGUUUGGAAUUCAUAUAUUAUGAAGAUUUCUGACAAAUAGAAGAUUGAUAGCCAUUUUAGGUGAAUUAAAAGAGCGCAAACUUUAAAUCUGCAGGAUUGCAGCAUUGCAGUAAAGUGGAGCAGACGGCAUAUUUUUACCCUUUUGACGUAUUAUGUUUUACAUACAGCGCAGAAUGUGACAUCAUUGUGCAACCGUUGCAGUGUCCGAAGAAAUUUCACGUGCUCAAAGUCUCUAAUUUGACUGUGGUUUUAGCCAGAAAGCUCAGAUGUGACCAAGUAUGUUUUUAAGCACUUUGACUUUGAAUGUAAAACAAUUUUUACAAAUUUUGUCAUAAUGUCACAUUAAUAUGACAAUAAUCAUUUCUAGAUUGUGUAGACAUUUCGACGGUGUCAGAUUUAAUGUAUAUGAUCAAUUCCUUUGGUUUUAUAGAUUUUUAAUUAAAAGGGCAAAACUGAAUCUAAGCUGUAUUUUAACAGUUGAGACAUUAAUCAUAAUUGCCAGUAAUAGAUCUGACAAUAAACACAGAAUGUUUGAUUAAUAUAAAAAUGUCUAUUGAAUAAAUCAAGGAAUAAAACAUAAACCUCUUGUGUCUUGAUGUUUGUUUUGAUAUAUUUGUGAUUCAUGAUGAAGUGCAGUGCUUGUCUUUUUUGCUUCAGUGUCUCUCACAUUUCCUUUCACUCCCUUCUUGUGUCCUUUAGAAACUCUCUCUCUUGGUAUUCUGCGCAGU
Pimephales promelas (fathead minnow) is the source of this 2727-nucleotide messenger RNA. Lineage: Eukaryota; Metazoa; Chordata; Actinopteri; Cypriniformes; Leuciscidae. The record is from RefSeq and is a predicted model, not a curated record.